This is a messenger RNA of Mastomys coucha (southern multimammate mouse), 6025 nucleotides long. It is a transcript of the gene Adar, whose product is annotated as adenosine deaminase RNA specific. The transcript has 16 exons. The coding region runs from base 944 to 3733 and encodes 929 amino acids. Lineage: Eukaryota; Metazoa; Chordata; Mammalia; Rodentia; Muridae. Gene Ontology annotation, biological process: RNA processing; adenosine to inosine editing. Gene Ontology annotation, molecular function: double-stranded RNA binding; double-stranded RNA adenosine deaminase activity; tRNA-specific adenosine deaminase activity. The record is from RefSeq and is a predicted model, not a curated record. Gene Ontology annotation, cellular component: cytoplasm; nucleolus.
GUCACCAAUCUGCGCCCUAGCCAUUGAUUCCUGACUGAAGGUGGAGGACUACGCGUUGGGAGACAGCCGGGAAGGUCCAGCGCAGCCUUGGGCUCACGAGUGGGCAGCGUCCGAGGAGUCGCGCGCGGAGGACUGAGGCCUGGGAGGACAGUUGCCUGCACCAGAAUCACCAUGAAAGUUCCUCCAGAUUCUUCCUGAUUAUUUAGCAGGAAGGCAAGGAAGCUCAGGGGUGUUCCCUCACCAGACAUGGUCCUACUCGGACCCUAGCUCUGAGCAUAGCAAGUGGAGAUACUCGCAGCCACAUGGGCCGGAGUCUUACCCUAGGAGUUUCCAGCUUCAGCAGAUAGAGUUUCUCAAAGGGCGGCUCCCAGAAGCACCCUUGAUUGGAACACAGACCCAGUCACUGCCGCCAUUCCUCCCAGGACCCUGGCCAAGAUUCCCAGGGCCACCUGCCCAAGACAAGCAACUGGAAAUCUGGGGGUUCCCCAGGAGUGUAACUCUCAGAAAUCAGGGAUUCCACAUAGAAUCCCCACUUCAUCCUCCACACAGCAGGCGUCCACCAUGGAGAGGUGCUGACGGGCUUUGCUCACACUUCCAGGAGCUGAGCAUCAGUCAGAGUCCUGAGCAGAAGGUCCUAAACCGCCUGGAAGAGCUUGGUGAGGGGAAGGCCACCACUGCCCACGUGCUAGCCAGAGAGCUCAGGACUCCCAAAAAGGAUAUCAAUCGUAUAUUGUACUCCCUGGAAAGGAAGGGGAAGCUGCAUAGAGGAACGGGGAAACCUCCUUCGUGGAGCCUUGUGCCCUUGAAUCAGGCUUGGACUCAGCCCCCUAGAGCUGUGCAUCCAGAUAGUUCUAUCAAGGAAGUCCCUAGAGGAGAGCCUGGUUUGGAUAGUGAGGACAGAGACCCUGCUUCUGACUUAGAGGGACCUUCUGAGCCUCUUGACAUGGCUGAAAUCAAAGAGAAGAUCUGUGACUAUCUGUUCAAUGUAUCAAACUCCUCUGCCCUGAACCUGGCUAAGAACAUUGGCCUCACCAAGGCCCGAGAUGUGAACGCAGUGCUGAUUGACUUGGAAAGGCAAGGCGAUGUCUACAGGCAAGGGGCCACUCCUCCCAUCUGGUACUUGACGGACAAGAAGCGUGAGAGGCUGCAGAUGAAGAGAAGUACGCAUAGUGCUCCUGCAGCUACCCCAGCAGCUGUCCCAGAGGCCUCUAGAAGCCCCUCCUUUCCUGCCUGCCACCCACCCACAUCAGGUGCCUCAAGCAGCACAGCAACCUCCAAGAGAGUGGAAAAUGGGCAGGAGCCUGUGAUGAAGUAUGAAAGUAGGCACGAGGCCAGGGGACCCAUGAGGCUGCGGCCUCACACAUAUCACAAUGGCCCCUCUAGAGCAGGGUAUGUUGCCUCUGAAAAUGGCCAGUGGGCCACAGAUGACAUCCCAGAUAACUUGAAUAGUAUCCGCACAGCACCAGGUGAGUUUCGAGCCAUCAUGGAGAUGCCCUCCUUCUACAGCCCUACCUUGCCACGGUGUUCACCCUACAAGAAGCUAACUGAGUGCCAGCUGAAGAACCCUGUCAGCGGGUUGUUAGAGUAUGCUCAGUUCACUAGUCAGACCUGUGAUUUCAACCUCAUAGAGCAGAGUGGACCGUCCCAUGAACCUCGAUUUAAAUUCCAGGUCGUCAUCAAUGGUCGGGAGUUUCCCCCAGCUGAGGCUGGCAGCAAGAAAGUGGCCAAGCAGGACGCAGCGGUGAAAGCCAUGGCAAUUCUGCUUCGGGAAGCCAAAGCCAAAGACAGUGGACAACCAGAAGACUUGUCCCACUGUCCCAUGGAGGAAGACUCAGAGAAGCCAGCAGAGUCCCAGGCCCCCAGCUCCUCGGCAACCUCCUUAUUCUCUGGGAAGAGCCCAGUUACUACACUGCUUGAGUGCAUGCACAAACUAGGGAACUCCUGUGAAUUUCGUCUCCUGUCCAAAGAAGGCCCUGCUCACGACCCCAAGUUCCAGUACUGUGUAGCAGUAGGAGCCCAGACUUUCCCCACUGUGAGUGCCCCCAGCAAGAAAGUAGCAAAACAGAUGGCCGCAGAGGAAGCCAUGAAAGCUCUGCAAGAGGAGGCAGCCAAUUCAGCCGAUGACCAGUCUGGAGGUGCAAACACAGACUCUCUUGAUGAAUCUAUGGCUCCCAACAAGAUCAGGAGGAUUGGUGAGCUCGUCAGGUACCUGAACACCAACCCCGUGGGCGGCUUGUUGGAGUACGCCCGAUCUCAUGGCUUUGCUGCUGAGUUCAAGCUCAUUGACCAGUCUGGACCUCCUCACGAACCCAAGUUUGUUUACCAAGCAAAAGUUGGGGGCCGCUGGUUUCCAGCCGUGUGUGCACACAGCAAGAAACAGGGCAAGCAAGAUGCAGCGGAUGCAGCCCUCCGUGUCUUGAUCGGGGAGAGCGAGAAGGCAGAGCAGUUGGGUUUCGCAGAGGUAACCCCAGUAACAGGGGCCAGUCUCAGAAGAACUAUGCUACUCCUUUCCAGGUCCCCAGAUGCACAUCCAAAGACACUUCCUCUCACUGGCAGCACCUUCCAUGACCAGAUGGCCAUGCUGAGCCACAGGUGCUUCAAUGCCCUGACCAACAGUUUCCAGCCCUCCCUGCUCGGCCGCAAGAUCCUGGCUGCCAUCAUUAUGAAGAGAAAUGCUGAGGACAUGGGUGUUGUCGUGAGCUUGGGGACAGGGAAUCGCUGUGUGAAAGGGGACUCUCUCAGCCUAAAGGGAGAGACAGUCAAUGACUGCCAUGCCGAAAUCAUCUCCCGGAGGGGCUUCAUCAGGUUUCUCUACAGUGAACUGAUGAAGUACAACCACCACACUGCCAAGAACAGCAUAUUUGAGCUGGCCAGGGGAGGAGAGAAGCUGCAGAUAAAAAAGACGGUUUCUUUUCAUCUCUACAUCAGCACGGCGCCAUGUGGAGAUGGAGCCCUCUUUGACAAAUCCUGCAGUGACCGAGCUGUGGAAAGCACAGAGUCCCGCCAUUACCCUGUUUUUGAAAAUCCCAAACAAGGCAAGCUUCGCACCAAGGUGGAGAAUGGGGAAGGCACAAUUCCUGUGGAGUCCAGUGACAUUGUACCCACGUGGGAUGGCAUCCGGCUUGGGGAAAGACUCCGUACCAUGUCCUGUAGUGACAAAAUCCUACGCUGGAAUGUGCUGGGCCUGCAAGGGGCGCUGUUGACACACUUCCUACAGCCUGUGUACCUGAAAUCUGUAACAUUAGGUUACCUUUUCAGCCAAGGGCAUCUGACCCGAGCUAUUUGCUGCCGCGUGACCAGAGAUGGGAAAGCAUUUGAGGAUGGACUACGCUAUCCCUUUAUUGUCAACCACCCCAAGGUCGGCCGAGUCAGUGUGUAUGAUUCCAAAAGGCAGUCCGGAAAGACCAAGGAGACAAGCGUCAACUGGUGCUUGGCCGAUGGCUAUGACCUAGAGAUCCUGGAUGGCACCAGAGGCACUGUGGAUGGACCCGGGAAAGAAUUGUCUCGGGUGUCCAAGAAGAAUAUUUUCCUUCAGUUUAAGAAGCUCUGCUCCUUCCGAGCCCGCAGAGAUUUGCUGCAGCUCUCCUAUGGUGAGGCCAAGAAAGCUGCCCGUGACUAUGACUUAGCCAAGAACUACUUCAAGAAAAGCCUUCGGGAUAUGGGCUACGGGAAUUGGAUCAGCAAACCCCAGGAGGAAAAGAACUUUUAUCUCUGUCCAGUACCCAAUGACUGAUAGUGGGGCAUGUUUCUCACGGGGUCAGAGGGAGGUCAUGGCAUUCCUCAUCACAUCGGGCCAGAGUUUAGGGGCUUUUUUUAACCCCAUCCCCCCCUUUUUUAAUGGCGGAACCAUAAUAGAUGGUACCAAGAACUUUGGUUCCCAUUAAUCCUGCUUGCUUUGGGAUUUCGAGGUGGGGUCUGGCCAAGUCCCCACCUUCCUAUUCCCAAGGGAAGAGGCCAAGAUUAAAGGAAGAGGAGGCACUACUGGUCCACUUGUGGCAUAGACAGUUCUUGGUCACAUGGAACCCAGGCCCCUCAGCUUAGUUUUUCGGAGGUUUAUUCAUCUCCUUUUCCUUUGCUACACCGGCCUCUUGUGGGUUUGAUUCCAUCUCAUCAGUUCUCUGUAAAUUAUGUCAGGGACUAUUGAUGUCACCUGUAGAUGUGCAGGCCCCUGCUCUGUCAUCCUUCCUUCCUAGGGUGCCUUCCCGUGGUGAAGUUUCUCUUUCCCCACCCCAGAGGAUAGAGGUGAACAUAAAGGAUUGGUGAAAUGUUUACAAGGGCAGGAGUUGAGAACUGUGGUUAGGGAUCAUCAGGCAACAGGAAUGUGGUAAACUGUGGUUGGGACAGGCAAGCCCCACCCAGUAAUGGGCCGUGCUGGCCCACCAAGGAACUUCCCUCCUUGGCAGCAGGGAAGCUGAGAAUCAGCCACUGGGACUGAGGAAGGUGCCCAGACAGAGCAAGUCCCAGUAGGGGCCACGAGCACUGACUAGAGUGCAUCAGCAUUCCUUGGAAUGUAGCUGCACCUCCAUCUGCCCCUCCAUGAAGCAUUCCCAGAAGCUGGCUCUGUGCGCAUAUGGGUAUGGGGCCAUAGGCCAGUGAUUUGUGAAAAGCCGAGGACAAGUCCUGGAGUGCAGAUCAUCUUUGUCCAGACAGAGCAAAAGUAAAUGCAAAACAUCAUGUUGGUCCACUGGGAUUCUUCUCAUGGCACUGAUACCAGCAGAAGUUGACAAAGCCUUGUAUAAAAUUAAUGUUUCUAAAAGGCCAGAGGUGUUGAUUCUGAACUGCAUAGAAGACUUGAGAUGCAAAUAUAUUUUUCCAUUAGUGAAUGUACUUUCAUUCGAUCAGAUGGCUUCAGAAGCUGGUUCAUGUGCGGGGCACAAGGCCCUGGAAUCUCCUGCCCUGCUCCUUUGAGAAUCUUCAUUUACAUACAAGUGUUGUAGGUGGCAGGGCAGCUGGCCUCCCACUCUGGGGUGGGCUUCUUUGACUCCUCCCUCUCUGACAGUGAUGUGUGGAGAGCCUUAGCCCCUGUAGGGCCUGGCUCUAGCCUCAAAUCAGCCAGACGGUUAGGCCCUGCUCCAUUCUGCCCCUCUAGGACCAAGCCCACCUCUUGCCUCUGAAUGGUGUGGCUCCAUGUGAAGACAGCUGGCCAGUGUGUUCAGCAGCUUCCUGCACCCCCUUGCUUAUCCCUCAGUGCUGCCUGGCUCCCCUAGCCUCUGGUCCAGUGCCAACAGCAAACACAUUCGCACUUCAAGUCUAAUGACUACUGCCUCCUCAACCUGUGAUCACAUCUGGCCAACACAAGAGCCUGUAUCUUAACAAUACACUGGGGAUGUCUUUGCACAACCAGAUCAUCCUAUGGAACUCCGGUAUCUGCUGAAGUGAAAACGCAGCACCAUGUUUGUGUCAGCUGGAGGCCUGCUACCUUCUGGCACCUGCAUCUGAAGCAGAGCUGUUGUGGUUUCCAGGCCUGGGCAGGACGCUCUUCCCCCGGGGUCUAAAGGCCAGAGACUUCUCUCCUUUGACUCUGUUGGUCCCUCUGGUCCUUCCUGGGUAUUCACACACACCCCAAUCCUGUCUAGAGAACUUGUGAUUCUGGGUUUCUGCAGAUGGAAGGGAGCAAGGUAUCUCUGUUGUGUGGGCUUGGCAUCUGCAUCCCUCCCCAACCCCUGCCUCCAGUCCUGCUGGCCGGGGGCAGAGCUUCCACUGUGCUUCCUUCACCUUUGUGUGACCUUUGUUUUAAGAAGCAGGGCCUCCCUCCACAGUCUCUUAAUAAUUUCUGUAGUUGAUUUGUCUCAACUGUGGCUGUCUUGCAUUCUUUGAAUAAUCACGUGUAAGAUUGUCAAUGCUUGAAACUAUUUUCUGUACUCAAGUUGAAGGGACUUGUUGGCCUUGGGGUUUUGACAGUGACUCCAAGAACAGAGUGGGGAAGCACCCAGGCAUAGCCUUGGUGCUGUGAUGGAUGCAGUCCCUUCUUGUGUCCCUUUACAAGUGAGUAUACAUUCCACAGAAUAAAAACACUGAAGCAUCA